Molecule: messenger RNA, 8674 nt
Organism: Hylaeus volcanicus
Lineage: Eukaryota; Metazoa; Arthropoda; Insecta; Hymenoptera; Colletidae
Gene: PHRF1
Exons: 14
Coding region: 398-7900 (2500 amino acids)
Source: RefSeq, a predicted model, not a curated record
CAAGUAUCCAUCUGUAAAGCUUCUGCCUCGCAGAGAUCAGGAAUUUUCUAAUAAUAUGUUAUCGGGAUAAAAAUAUUCCCCGGAUCGAAUUAUUAUUUUUUGUCGCGCGGGUGUCCACGAAAUUAAGACAAUUGCGAAUGAUCAGUCGAGCAGCGAGAAAAUAGCGCAACGUCGUGAACGGCGUCGGCAGCCAAAAUGUCGGCAAUUUCUUAACUCUAAGCGUACCCUCUGUCAACAUUUGUGAAUCUCCAUCGAAGUCAACAUCGAAUCAGUCAAUAAUUAAAUCGUCGAUGAUGUACGAUCGAUAUCGGAUCCCUUCGAUACAGUGAUAACACAGAAUCUCUGAAAUUGAGAAGGACAUGUGACUAGGCGGGUAUGAUUUUACAAAGAAGUUAAAAUGUCCAGCGAUAAUGAUCAGAUCCCCAAAUCGGGCAAGCGGAAGAAAUAUGUCAUACCUGAUAGCGAAGAUAGCGAUGAAUCUGUAGUGAACUUACGUAGAAGGAAAAAGACUUUUAGAGUUAUUAGCGAAGGUGAAAGCAGCGACGAAGAUAGUGAUGUUCUGAGACCAAUUGUUCGAAGAAGGAACCCUAGAGUCGAUGAGACCGAAAAUGAGACAAGUUACGAAGGUAGCAGUUCAGAUGAUACUUCAGAAUGGCAAUCAGACUGGAGCAGUUCGACAGAAUCAGAACAACAAGCUCCCGUUAAGCGAAAGCUACUUGAGAAAUCAAAAUCCAAAAAGCUUCAAAUAAUAGUAUCGGAUACAGAUACAGACACCAGCGAUGACCAAGUAGAAAAGUGUCCUAUAUGCUUGCUUCCUUUUAGAAAGCAACAAUUAGGCACUCCUUCUUCUUGCGAGCAUUGCUUCUGCUUAGAAUGUUUAAUGGAAUGGAGUAAAAAUAUAAAUACUUGUCCAGUAGAUCGCCAAACCUUUACAGCAAUCCAUGUCAGAGACGCACUUGGUGGACAGAUUACGAGACAUGUCCCAGUCGACGUGACACCUCGUGUAGAGGACGAACCACUGGAGGAUCCUACAUUUUGCGAAGUAUGCCACCUGAGCGAUAGGGAGGAUCGCAUGCUUCUUUGCGACGGAUGCGACUGUGGUUAUCAUUUAGAGUGCUUAAUUCCUCCGAUGAACGAAGUACCCAUGGAGGAAUGGUUUUGUCCAGAAUGUUCACAGAACAGUCAAAAUGACGCGGAAGUUGUGGAAAUUGAUUUAGAUGAAAUACCAGAUUUAAUGGAAGAGGCUCGCAGACUCGGCGUUUCUUAUGGCAGAACGCGUACUGGCGCGCCUCAAAAUUCUCAACCAAGAAUCGUACCUCGCACUAGGCAUACAGAACGUGUUAGAGCUACUAUUCGCAGAAGAAAUAGAGUUUAUGACAGUUCACAACCAACCCGUCAAUUAGCACUUGAUCCAAGCCAACCUUCUACCUCUUCUGGUUUGGAGUCUUUUGGAGACAACAGUCGAAGUCUUUCCCCAAGCAAUGCCUCUAACUCUUUAGGUUCCGGGGAUCGAAACUGUUUAAGUGGAAAUUCUAGAAAAUCGCGGAGACCCCAAAGAUCUGGAAGUAGAUCGAGCGAUACUAGCGACGAAAGUGUUUUAACGAAAACUAAACGGAGAAUCAAUAAUAGUAAUAAUUCUGUAAAUUCUGAUAACGGUAAAUCCAAGGAAGGCUCCAAGAAAAGUGGAAGUACUUCGAGGAAAAGUACCGGUAACAAGAAGUCUAGAAGUAACUUGAGGAGAAGUGGAAGUAGAAAUAAAUCGAAAAAAACGAGAGGAUCUAAGAAAGUUUCUAGUAGGGACACGCUAUUAAGAGAAGUUAGAAUUACGGAAUGUAACGAAGACGGAGAAGAAGAAGAAAUUGUAACUUUUGUAAAGGUGGCUUCGGUUGGGUCUACGAGAAGAAGAAGGAGAAGAAAAGGAAGAAAGAGAAGAAAAGUUAGACGUCAAGCUAGAACUGUGUCCAGUGUUUUAGCUAGUUCCAAAAAGAGACUCGCAGUUUCUUUAGGUAUUUGCAAACCUAUAAAGGGUGUUCCAGCUUUAAUACCUAGCGUAAAAAAUCGCCCAGUUUUCUCAGAAAGAUCCUCGUUGAACGUUACUCGAUAUAAUGCUGGAAUCUCGAGGCUUAGUCUACUUGGAGAUAAUCUUGACUUGAGUUAUAGUCCUCCAGGAUCUGAUAUAGAGGAUUACAAUGGAACUGGGCCUACCAUGACCAUUCACAGACGAUCAGCGAUCUCUUCUCGUAGACAGCUUCGUUUAAAAAACAUCGUUAAUCCUCAGCCACCUCAAGCUGAUCUUUUAAGCAGCAUAAUAAGCAAUCAAGAAGUUUGGCAUUCAAAGAAUAAUAACAUAAUUCUGAAAGCUAAUGGUCUUCUCUUGGCUGAGAAAAAGGAAAAUACUGACAAUUUAAAGAAGAAGAAUGUAGAAGAAGAAAAAUCGUCUGAAGUAGAAGAGACAGUAUCCGUAGUAGAGAAUAGAGCUUCCGGAACCAAUAGCCCAUUGGAAGUGUCUGGAAUCAAUCCAGAGUUGAUCAUACAGGCUCCGAUGUAUAAUAAUCCUUGCGGAGGGGGGAACAGAGGUAACUUCAGAGGUGGUUACAGAGAUAACACAAGGCACAGCCAUGGAGGCCAGAAUUAUGGACGAGAUUCUUUACCCGGAAGUGGAAGACACAGUUAUGGCGGAAGUGGAAGUAAUUUCGGAAGAGAUUUCGGACCGCCUGCAUUUUAUAAUCCGAACUUUGAACAUUGCGGGCCCCCAAUGUUUGGAGGAACUCCUCCAUUUAGGAAUCGAAACCCUCAACACUUCAGAAACGAAAGAUUUCGUUUCAUGCCUCCUGGAAGACCUCCGUUCAAUUUCAGCGAAGGUUUCGAGCACCACUCUUUUCCUGAAAGGUUUAAUCGUCCUAGAUCUCCUCAAGCUCCUAUCGAUCGGCCUCAAAAUAAUAUGCCAGCAAACUUACCAGAAGACACCGCUGGAAGUCAAUCCACGGAACAGCAACCCCAAGAUGCCGAGAAUGUUUCUGUUAGGCCAGAAGAAGAUUGCGAUAUCUAUUGUGAUAUAGAGACUAAAUCCGAUGGAGAACUUCAAGACCAGCAGAACGGCUCGGUGGCGUUGUUGCCACCUCCAGAACCACCGUCGGGUCUCCUAGACUUCGAAGAGAACUCUAGAAGCGACAAAGACAGCGAUCAAGAAUUAGUUAUCGAUGAUAGUCAAAAAGAAGACACUCCAAAGAAUGACAAGUACGAUCCUUUCUCUGUGGAUAGUGACAGUGAUAGUGAAGUAAAAAAGAACGAAGAGGUUGUAAAGAAAACUAAAGAAGAGAAGACUGUAGAAUGCGUUAUACAACCCGAGCCUUCGGAUACGUUGGCACGUUUAUCAGUUUACGAUGACGACGACGAAGAGGACUCCCAAGCUGACUGUCCAAAUUUCUCUAUCUAUUCUUCUCAAACGAUGGAUGUGGCGCGUCAUACCGAACAACAAUUAUCGCAACAGAUAGGACCUCUCGAACCACCUCCUCUUCCACCUUCGAUUCCAGACGACGACGACGUCAUAGUUGGCGAUGUUCAGGCUUGCGAUCUCGCGGAUAUUCCAGAACCGUCGGACCCGUAUGUCGAAGCCCUGAGGAAAGAAAGACAGACUCUUAGUAAAAUUCCGCCGAAAAAAAUUUCUCACGACUGCAGAGGGAAAAUUACUUUCAAAAUCGGAACUAAAUUGAAGAUUAAUAACAGAUUGUUGGGACUGCAAGAGGAAGAAGAGAAGGAGGACGAGAGCGAAAAGAAGAAGGAAGUUGAACAAGUAAAGGAGGAAGAGACCCACAUCGAUCGCGACGAAGAACGAAAGAAGAUCGCUAAAAGCAAGUUCGAGGAAGAAGCUCAAUCUGAAGAGGAUAAAGAGGAAGUUCUAGAGGAGUUGUCGAUAUUCGCAAAUCCGCCAAAUGUUAAAGAGAAAGAUACAGACGGGGAACAAAAAGAGGAAGAAUCAGCAGCGAUUUCUACAGUUGAAGAAACAGAAAAGAUCUCUGAUAUAGAUGUACCUCCCGAGAGAAUUCGAUUAUCCCCUCCAAAGCUGGAAAAUGAGUUAAGCAACGAAUGUGUGUCGAUACCAUCAUCGGAAGAAGAUAGUGAAACUUCCACUCCGCAUCCCAAGAUUCCAACGAUCGAGAUUAUCGACGACGAAUGUCCAAUCGAGUCAUCUAAAAUGCAGGAAGAGCCCAAUAAAGUUAAUAUUGUGACGGCUGAUGUAGAGAAUAAUAAAAAAGAUGAAAAGGAACAGCGUCGAGGGGGCGAAGAAGAUGAGGAAGAUGAGGAGGACGAAGAGGAAGAGGAAGAGGAUGAAGAGGGCGAAGAAGAAGAGGAAAAUGAGAUCGAGAAUGAAAACGGAAAAGAAAAAUUUCCUAUUGAAAAGGAACCGUCAGAUAAAGAGAAAGAAACGUCGGAUAAGGAAGGAGGAAUAUCGGACAAGGAAACUGUAGUCGGAGAAGCUGGUAAUAGAAGCAAUUGGGAAUCUAAUGAUGGAGCGUACACACCUUGCAAGGAUGAACUUCCUUUGAAGGAAUCAAGGUCUUCGUUUGAACAGCUACCGCCUCUUGAAAGCGGUUUAGAGCCAAUCACGCCAACGAAAGACAAGCUUGACGAUUUAGACAGCUGCAGAACUCCGGUGGAUUAUAAUGUCUUGGGUACUGAAGCUAUUUCAGAGACAGACGAAGCAAUGAACUUUGAAGACGAAUUGACUUUACUGACUCUACGUAAGGAAAAAGAAAUGGAAGAUGGAGAGAUCGUCGAAGAGAAGACUACCAAGGAAGCUGAGAAGGUCGAGAAAGAGAAGGAAGAGGACAAGAAACGUAAGAAGAAGGAUAAGAAAGAAAGAGGCAAGGACACUGAAAAGAAUAAAGAAAACAUUGCUUCGGAGAACCAAGUAGCGUGGAAGAAACUGUCGAAAAGCACAAAAGAAAGAUCAUACAGGGACAAGGAGAAAAGAUCGAAGUCAAAGGAGAAAGAUAAACAGAAGAAGAAGAAGGAAGUAGUUAAAAAGAAAGAGAAACGAAAAGAAUUGCCUAGGUACGACGUUAGGAAAAUAGUUGCAGAGAGACCUUCGAGACCUAGGAAGGACGAAUACGGAAGAGAUAUUAGAGAAAAGUCGAGGCAAAGGAGCAGAUCUAGGAGUUGUAGUUCGAAACGUUCUAGAUCGUAUUCCAAACUUCGAUCCAGAAGUAGAUCGAGGAUUAGGCUUCAAAGAUCUUGGUCUAGAGAUCGUAGAUCAUAUUCGAAAUCCCUCUCCAGAAGAAGAUCCCUUUCACGAGGAAGACGUAAAUCACCGAAAAGAAGAUCAACCUCCAGAAGAAGAUCUUCGUCUAGAAGAAGAUCGAGAUCUGUUUCUCGAAAACGACGAUCUCUGUCGAGGAAGAGAUCCAGGAGGUCGGUGUCAAGGUCGAAAAGAUCGCUUUCAAGGUCCAGACAAAGAAGAUCUCUAUCAAGGUCCAGAAGGUCUUUGUCUAGAUCUCGCGACAGGCGUAAAGACAAGAAGAAAUAUAAAUCUCGUAGUCGUUCGAGAAAUCGCAAGAAGUCUCGAUCGAAAUCGCCUAAAAAAUCGUCCAAGUCCAGGGAAAGGAAACUUUCGAAGAGGAAAGCACAAAGUAGAUCAAGGUCGAGAGUGAGGUCUUGUUCUAGAAACUGGGAACAAAUCGAUAAAAUUGUGGAACAAGAUUUCUCGAGGCAAAGAGAAGAAAGAGAGAGAGACUCUUGGAGUGCUCAAUGGACACCUUCUUGGUCGAGAUCUAGAUCAAAAUCGCCUCAGCAUGUACAGCAGGAACAGAUUACAUCCAGAGAUUGGUCUCCGGUACUGGAUAAUGUUGCUGUCCCGCCAAAAAAUCUGACCGUUAUUCUAACAAACAAAGAAGCCAUCAAAAAGAAAAAGAAAGAACGCAGAAAAGAAGGGAAAAAGUCGAAAGAUGACAAAAAGAGGAAAGGGAAAAGGAACAGGACUCCUCCACCCUCGAAAGAAGUUUUUGCCAGUGGGGAUAAUAUUUUGGUUAGCGUAUGCUUCAACAAAGAUAAUGAGACUAUCCAGGCAGGUGUUCCAGAACUUCCAGAAACGAUUCCCUUAAUUCCUCCUUUAAAACGGCGUCGUAGAGAGCCCAUACAAGCUGAGCCUCCAAAACGCUCUAAGAAAGAUAAGACAAAAGAUAAGCGUUCCAAAUCUCCAAAACCCAAAAAGGAUAAAAAGAAGAAGUCGAAAGCUGCUGAGAUAGCUGCUACAAAGAAACCAGUCGCUGUAAUUGAUUUGGAUCAAUCACCAUUUAGAGAACAAACUCCAUCUCCGAGAGAUGUAAUAGUUCUCAGCGACGACGAUGACAAACAAGUUCAACAAAUAGCGCUAGAUCAGUGUCAACCCUCGCAGAACUCGCCGCAGAGAGAGCAGUUUGUCUCUCAAGGUCCGAAAACACCUCCGGAGCCACAAAUAAAAUUCUCGAUAAAUAAACAGACCAGUAACUUGCGACCAUCGAUGUUGAAUCCACUUUUGGAUGAAGAAGAAGAGGAAGAAAUGGAUGAAAGGGUCGAAGAGGAAUUAGAAAUGAGAGCACAAGAAGAAUUAGAGUUAAGAUUGAAAAUUGGACCAAAUACUCCCCCGGAGCCUCCGACUUCUCCGCCGACUAGUCCAGACGCUUAUGAUCCGUUUGAUCCAACGAAAUCUAGAUCACCAACACCUGAUGCAAGCCAAGAAGCAAAUUCCAGCGACGAAAGAAGAAGGUCCCCGCGAAAACAUGAUUCUGUUGAUGGGAUCAUCGAAGAAGAAAAUAUACAGAAACAGGAGAGGCAAAGUCAAGAAAAGCAACUGGAGAAACCUAAGAUUAUUUCAAUGGUCACAAUUAAGAGAGCUUCUCCGCAGAGAGAUGAUGCUAAUGAGAAUGAUAACAAUAAGGAUACUACUGCUUCGACUGGAAACAUGGAGGCGCAGCAAGGCCAACAAAAUGCACAGAAUCAGAACAAUCCUUUCGGAGUCAUCAAUCCUGUACUGGCUACUGUGGCUGCAGCUGUACAAAGAAGUGGAGUGUUCAAUGCUUCGAAUACGAAUAGCAGUCAACGCACGUUGUUACAGUCGAAUCGUAUUUCACCAAGUAAUCAACAGAAACAACGUAGCCAAGCACCCGCAGCCUUUGCAAAUUCAGGAAAACCGUUAAGAGGUAGUAAAUCUGGUCAAACAAAGAGCAAUGGACAGAAUGGCAACGAUCCUGUUACAGAAAUUGUAGAUAACGUGGAUAUGUCUUCGCCAUAUUCGCCUGGGUCGACCCUCAGCGAUGGCAUGUUCGAUCCUCCAAGUCCUAUAAACUUUAAUAGCUCGCCUGGAACUGGAGCAGGAGGUGCUGGAGGACCUAUUGGAUCACAAACCACGAAAACUAGUAGCUCGAAAACAGCGAAGAGUGCGGAUAAAAAAGAUCCCUUCGAUGCUCUUUUCAACAUUAUGCCAAGUACGAAGACCUCGAAACAGACUAGAAGCAAAAAAGCUGACAAGGAUAAGAAGAAGAAACCAACGAAUCCAAAAGUUGGCGUGAGAAUGGACGAGAACCAGCUUCAAAUAUUGGAUGAUCUUCCAAGUUCGGCUGUUGAAAUGCAGGUCAAGGAUAAGUUCCUAAAGAAAUUGAAUCGUCAAGAGCGGGUGGUUGAAGAAGUGAAAUUGGUACUGAAGCCACACUAUACGAAAAAGCAUGUUACGAAAGAAGAGUACAAGGAUAUUAUGCGGAAAGCGGUGCCCAAGAUAUGCCACAAUAAGACAGGAGAGAUAAACCCAAAAAAGAUUGCCCAUUUAAUAGAAGCUUACGUCAGGAAAUGCAGGAACAUCAAGAAGAAAACUUCUGAGAGUUCUUCUGCAAAGGCCUCUAAACCCGCGAAAAUCAUGUGGAGUUGAUCACGAGUCAGCUAGGUGUCUGUUCAAUUCCCUUCAAUUUCGUAGUUCAGACGAUCGUCGUACUCGAUGAGCGGUGAGUGAGCUUCGAGACAACUAGUCUCCUCCUCGAUGAUGCGAUGUAUCUUGUAUUCUGUGUAAAUACGUAAUUAAUUAAUUGAUUAGUCGAUUGAUUGAUUGGUCGAUUGGUUGCUUGCUUGGUGGAUUGAUUGAUUGAUCGAUUAAAUUGUAAGAGUACCAUUUAUUAUUUAUAUAAACAAUACCCUUUAUCUCGCGAGGGAAUUCAACCGUUUUUAUGGAAGAUCCAUUGAUUAUAUCAUUUUUGGUUCUUUUUCUUCGAUUUUAGAAGAUUCAUACUUAGUUGCAUGGAGAUCGAUUACUACUGUUUUUACAAAAUUUCAAAAAAUCUAUCAAACAUAAUUGAAAGUCAUCAGUUUAAAAUUUACAGACUUCCAAUACUCUUUAUUUUUUUUUUUCUUGAAUAAUUAAAUGACUAUUUUCUAAACGCAUUUAAGCACACUGGAUUUUCGGCUAUUCGUAUAAAUUAACGAUGUAAAUUCAUAAUUUCGAAGUAGCAUAUUUAUAUAACUUGAAGCUAAUUGUUUCUCGUACUUAUGAAUUUAUUAUUGUUCGAAGAAUAUUUAAGAAUAAAACAUUAGUCGAUCUCCACUACAAAUUUUGUAUACAUAUUGUAUUGCUGAAGUUUGAAAUUAUUGAAAAUGUCAAAAUAUCAGAACUUGUAGGCGUGAAAUUUCGUACAAAAAAAAAAGAAACAAA